Cannabis sativa is the source of this 807-nucleotide messenger RNA. RefSeq lists its product as uncharacterized. The record is from RefSeq and is a predicted model, not a curated record. The transcript has a single exon. Lineage: Eukaryota; Viridiplantae; Streptophyta; Magnoliopsida; Rosales; Cannabaceae. The coding region runs from base 1 to 807 and encodes 268 amino acids.
AUGAAUUGUAUUACAACUUCUAGGUUCUCCUUGAUGUUUAAUGGCACAUUACAUGGCUUUUUUGAAGCUAAGAGGGGGAUAAGACAUGGGGAUCCUAUGUCUCCCUUGUUGUUUGUCUUGGGUAUGGAGUACUUAUCUAGACUGAUGAUGAAAGUUGGGGAAAAAGAGGAUUUCAAAUUCCAUGGUAAAUGCUCUAAUCUUAAACUCAAUCAUCUUGCAUUUGCUAAUGAUGUUCUCUUAUUUUGUCAUGGUGAUUUCAGGAGUAUACUCUACAUGUUACAGGCACUAAAAAAUUUCUCACUUACAUCUGGAUUGCAUCCAAAUGCAAGUAAAACUGCAAUAUAUUGUAGUAAUAUGCAGAGUGGAGUUGUGAAUCAUAUUAUCCAGAUUUCAGGUUUCAUACAGCAAGACAUGCCUUUUACUUACCUAGGAAUUCCCAUUUGUGGGAAAAAGAUAUCUGGGAAAGAAUGUGAACUCUUAGCUGAGAGAAUGACUGCUAGAAUUAAAAGUUGGAGUUCCAGGAUUCUCUCCUUUGUUGGGAGAAUCACUCUAAUAAACUCUCCUCUAACUGCUAUACAGGCCUAUUGGAGUCAAAUGAUGAUCUUGCCAAAGAAAGUUUUGAGAUCGAUUGAAGCCAUCUAUAGAGCUUUUCUUUGGAAAGGUCAAGCAAUGUUCCAAGGAGCAGGGUCAGUAGCUUGGAAUAAUGUGUGUCAAUUGAAGGCUUCAGGUGGUUUGGGAAUCAAGAACAUAGAACAUUGGAAUAAAGCUGCCAUCUGUAAGUAUAUAUGGGCAAUCUCAAAUAAGUAA